Molecule: messenger RNA, 617 nt
Organism: Cervus elaphus (red deer)
Lineage: Eukaryota; Metazoa; Chordata; Mammalia; Artiodactyla; Cervidae
Product: serine protease inhibitor Kazal-type 6
Exons: 5
Coding region: 192-434 (80 amino acids)
Molecular function (GO): protein binding
Source: RefSeq, a predicted model, not a curated record
UGAGUCACCCCUUUCAUGCAGUGAAACCUUAAAGGGAAGGGUAGGGAGGAUGUAUUGACUGUUAGGAAAACACAGAUUACUGGUGGAAAAUGACAUCCUCUAUUAAUAAGAUCUAAGAGCUCUGGGAAGAGUCUUGACAGAGAACCUGAGCUGGACAAAGCAGCCUUGACCUGAGUGAGCUAACUGGCACCAUGAAAACAUCAGGUGUCUUUCUGCUCCUCUCCCUGGCUCUUUUCUGCUUUUUCUCAGAUGUCUUCAGUCAAGGAGCUCAGGUUGACUGUGGUGAGUUCAAGGACCCCAAGGUCUACUGUACUCGGGAAUCUAAUCCCCACUGUGGUUCUGAUGGCCAGACAUAUGGCAAUAAAUGUGCCUUCUGUAAGGCAGUGGCGAAAAGUGGUGGGAAAAUCAGCCUAAAGCACCGUGGAAAAUGCUGAAUCAGAACCAGUGUUUUCUGCUGAUUUGCCAGCUCUCUCACAUUUCUUUACUUGCUUCUGCUUUUACUUUACUUUUCUUUAGCGAAUCCCUUCAAUUUAUAAAGACACACCUUCUACUCUACCUUGAGCUUAGGGUGUUCCAUAUAUAUUUCCCUUGACUUGCUUGUCAAUAAAGUAAAUUCU